AUGUCAACAUCACCAUCAUCCGUUGCUGCAGCAACUGCUUAUGCUCUUCAUCAUCAUCAUAUUCAUACUCAUCAUCAUAUCCAUCCAUUUCAUCAUCAACAUCAACUUGAUUCAGCAUCAUCACCAACACCAAAUACAUUUUUUUAUCCGACAUCAUCGGAAUCAUCAAAUGAUUUAAUUUUACAACAAACUGAUAUUAAACCAAAUAAUAAUAAUAAUACAUAUUCAUUUCCAACAGGUAACAGUACAACAAGUCCAACACAUUUAACUGAAAGAAAAAGUGUUUCACCAUCACCAACAAGUCCAAUAAAUGGUACAGCUUGGCCAGUUAUUAUGCAGCAUCAUCCACAUAAACAACAUUCAUUAUCCAUUGAAGAUUAUUGGGCAUCAAAUCCUUCAAAUUAUUAUCAAUCAACAAAUUAUCAUCAUCAACCUUAUUUAACUAAUCAUCAAUUUAUUCCAACAUAUGGUUCAUCAUCAACUGAUCCUGAACAUCAUUUUCAAAUACCACUACCACCACCACCAACAUCAUCAUCACUUGAUGAUAAUGAUUUAAAUUUACUUCAAAUAAAUCAUAAUAAUAAUAAUGAUGAUGAUGAACAUCAAAUACAUAUUGAUAAUAAUGAUUUAAAUCGUUUUUCUAAACAAUUUAAACAACGACGUAUUAAACUUGGUUAUACACAAGCUGAUGUUGGUCUUGCACUUGGAAAUCUUUAUGGCAAUGUUUUUAGUCAAACAACAAUAUGUCGUUUUGAAGCAUUACAAUUAAGUUUUAAAAAUAUGUGUAAAUUACGUCCAUUAUUAGCUAAAUGGUUAGAAGAUUCUGAAUCUCAAACCGGUACAUCAAAUUCAAUGGAAAAAAUUGCAGCUAGUGGUCGUAAACGUAAAAAACGUACAUCUAUUGAAGUUAGUAUAAAACAAGCUUUGGAAAUACAUUUUGCUCGUAAUCCAAAGCCAGCUGCACAAGAUAUUGCACAUUUAGCUGAUCAAUUACAACUUGAAAAAGAAGUUGUACGAGUAUGGUUUUGUAAUCGAAGACAAAAAGAGAAACGUGUUACGCCACCAUUAGGAAAUGGUACAGCAUCAGCAUCAACUAAUCAUCAUCCAACGAAAAGUCCAAGUCCAUCAUCAACACCAACAGGAGACUAUUAUGAAUAUCAUUAUCCAACACAUUUGUAA
This is a messenger RNA of Adineta steineri, 1179 nucleotides long. The record is from the annotation of a GenBank genome assembly. Lineage: Eukaryota; Metazoa; Rotifera; Eurotatoria; Adinetida; Adinetidae.